UAACCCCGUCGCCUGUUUUUGUGUUUCAGAUGAUGAAGUUUGCCUGGGACAACUACAAGAGCUUUGCCUGGGGCAAGAAUGAGCUACGGCCCCUGACCAGGAAUGGCCACAUUGGGAACAUGUUUGGUGGUCUGAGGGGAGCCUCCAUCGUGGAUUCUCUGGACACGCUGUAUAUAAUGGGAUUAAUGGAUGAAUACAACGACGCAAAGGAGUGGGUAGAGACCAGCCUGGACCUGAACUCGAACGGCGAGGCUUCUCUCUUCGAGGUGAAUAUCCGUUACGUCGGUGGGCUGCUCUCUGCGUACUACCUGACGGGAGAGGAGAUGUUCAAGAGGAAAGUGAUGGUGCUUGGGGAGAAGCUGCUACCGGCCUUCAACACACCAACGGGUAUCCCACGUGGAGUCAUCAACCUGGGCAGCAGUGGCACCAGUUGGAGCUGGGGCUGGGCGUCAGCCGGGAGCAGUAUCCUGGCGGAGUUUGGAACCCUGCACCUGGAGUUUGUCCACCUGUCAGAGCUCUCCAACAAUGGCAUCUACACAGAGAAGGUUAUGAAUAUCCGAAAGCUGUUGAACAAAAUCGAGAAGCCUCACGGUCUCUAUCCUAACUUCUUGAGUCCCGUCAGUGGCAACUGGGUCCAACAUCACGUUUCCAUUGGCGGCCUGGGGGAUAGCUUCUACGAGUACCUGAUCAAAUCAUAUCUGAUGUCAGACAAGACGGACGAGGAGGCUAAGAAGAUGUACUACAGUGCUCUGGAGGCUAUCGAGGCUAACCUGGUGCAGAAGUCCCCUGGCGGGCUGACCUACAUGGCGGAGUGGAGGGGGGGCAUCCUGGACCACAAGAUGGGCCACCUGGCCUGCUUCUCCGGGGGCAUGGUGGUGAUCGGAGCGGACGACGGCGCUCCAGAGAAGAGACAGCACUACCUGGACCUGGCUGCAGAGAUUACGCACACCUGCCAUGAGAGCUACAGUAGAUCUGCUACGAAAUUAGGGCCCGAGGCAUUCCGAUUCGACGGUGGGGCAGAAGCCACGGCGACCAGACUGAGUGACAGAUACUACAUCCUGCGGCCGGAGGUCAUCGAGAGCUACAUGUACAUGUGGAGGUUGACCCAUGACCCCAAGUACCGGGAGUGGGGCUGGGAGGCAGUGGAGGCUCUGGAGCAGCACUGCAGAGUCGAAGCUGGUUUCUCUGGGAUCCGAGACGUGUACGCCCAGACAGUCAGCCACGAUAACAUGCAACAAAGCUUUUUCCUCUCCGAGACACUCAAGUAUCUAUACCUGCUCUUCUCUGACGAUGACCUGCUUCCUCUGGAGGACUGGGUGUUCAACACGGAGGCUCACCCCCUGCCCGUCGUCCGCAAGAGCUGCCUACAGGGGGAGGGAGGGACACACGUCAAGAAAACCUCAGAGUAGCAGCCUGCUGUACAACCACUGCACAACUCACCUGCAUACAGACACAGAGUAACACGUAUUCUUACAUCACAUGCAUACAAACGCACACACACACAUGACAACAUUACACACCGCUAACACCACCACAACAAAAUGCAGGGCCAGCGUCCCUUGGGCCCUGUCACAGACUUUUAAUUCCUUUCCAGUAAAGGAUCUUGUCGUAUACGCUGUGAUUGUAUAUCCUUGAGCCGGGCCGGGACUACUUCCUGCCGGCAUUACUUUCUGUGGACAAUCAAGACGAACAUGAUUUUCAUGAAAAGAGCACCUUUUUUUCUUUCCUUCUUUCCUCUGUGAGGAAACCAAGAGUAUCUUGCAGACCCAAAUGUAAUGGGAGGAGUGCUGUGUUAUGGGCCAUGUUGUGAGAGAGAGAGAGAGAGAAAACCACUGAGCUUUUUCUUUAAUCGAUUGCGGUGAAAAACAGAAUCAAUGAUUUCACUUGAUCUUGUCAUUGCUUUUUUUUCUGGCUUUUUUCUCUGUCUCUUUGACCAAAGUUGUUUGUUCUUUUGUUCACCCUCUCGUAAUUCCCUAGACAUAUUAUUUUGUGGUGAGAUUUGACCAAUAGUAAGAUGACGGACUAAUAUGGAGUGUUGAAUAGUGUUGAAUAUUAAAAUGUAUAGACAAUUGUGAAAUGUUAUAACUCCAAAUCCACCUUAGAUGAUUGUUUAUUCAGAGUUUCUUUGCAGAAACAGGUUAAAUGAAUAAUAACAGGCAUGGGAACAAUUGAAAACGGAAGAGGUUGUUGGAGAGAGGGAGUGUCUCACAUUUUUCUUCAUCAUUUUUUUGGAGUACAAUACUGGUGACAUAUUUUCAUAAGGCCAAGUCUGUGUUGAAUCCUCCUCACCGCCUUUCAGAGCGUAACUUCACAUUGUGUGAGUCCAGUUAUUGUAACACUGUAACACAAGUUACUGUAGCACUGUAGAACGGAUGUCAGUCCUGUGACUGUAAUACUCUACAACGAGUGUCAGUCCUGUGACCAACAUUGUAACACAAGUGUCAGUCAUAUUACUGCAACACUAUAGAACUAGUGUCAGUCCUGUGACUAAGACACAAGUCUCAAUCCUGUUACUGUAACACAAGCAGUCACAACCACCCAAGAGGCAAUAUCACCACAGCUAGUCCUAGUUGCCUAGUAUGACUGGGCUCAAAUAUGCUUGCCAAAGUGAACAGCCCUCAUCGAGAGCUUCAGCUCUCUCAAAUCCACAGCGGGGAAAGUUAGGCUUGAGGUUAAGGGUUUGCUCAAAUGUACACCGUUGAGGGGAAUGUGAAUGGCGCUUCCUAUUUCAUCCUUAUUCCUAUCAUCACUGCUGUCCAAUACAGUUGUGGAGAGAAUGUGCUGUACAUACCUGGAUGAAUGUAAUGGACCUCUGUAUUAGCUUACCUUCAGUUUAUUUUGUGAUUUAUUUCACUUAAUUCCAUAAUUAUUUUCAUUUCUUUUUAAUUUGCUUCCCUCAGGUGUUUCUGUAAAAGAGGAAAAAUGUUUGACUUUAAUUAUAGUUCUGGUUGAUAUUAAUUAUUGUUAUUACUUAUCUUUCAUUGUUGAAUAUUUUCAAAUACUGAUAAAAGACCUGUGCAACUUUGUACAUUUAAAGCAACUUCA
Messenger RNA from Oncorhynchus gorbuscha (pink salmon), 3045 nucleotides. RefSeq names its product mannosyl-oligosaccharide 1,2-alpha-mannosidase IC-like. Gene Ontology annotation, biological process: carbohydrate metabolic process; N-glycan processing. The record is from RefSeq and is a predicted model, not a curated record. Gene Ontology annotation, molecular function: mannosyl-oligosaccharide 1,2-alpha-mannosidase activity; calcium ion binding. The transcript has 11 exons. Bases 30 to 1409 code for a protein of 459 amino acids. Gene Ontology annotation, cellular component: endoplasmic reticulum; Golgi membrane; extracellular exosome. Lineage: Eukaryota; Metazoa; Chordata; Actinopteri; Salmoniformes; Salmonidae.